Messenger RNA from Arabidopsis arenosa, 2665 nucleotides. The record is from the annotation of a GenBank genome assembly. Lineage: Eukaryota; Viridiplantae; Streptophyta; Magnoliopsida; Brassicales; Brassicaceae.
ACCAGAAAUAAGGAAACUCUCUGUAUCCCCAUCAACAGAGAUUUAAAGCUAUUUAAGUUGAAAGAAGAAGCAAAACCCUAGAAACAGUUUUCUUCGGGUAAUCGAAGAAGCUGAUGAGGUCACGAGGUGAUGUCUCUGAAGCAGAAGGUACGAGAUCAGAUGCUGGUUCUUCAAGAAGCGAAGAAGAAACGACUCUCAAGGAGAAGCACUCAAAUUCGCGAGCUGGGUCUCAAAGAUCUGGAAAAAGCUUGAGAAAUGAAGAGCUUGGUGAGCCUAAUUAUGGAUCAGAUUCUUCAUCUAAGAACACAACAAGCAGCAGCAACCCAAUUGAGUAUACUGAGCAAGAACGAGCUGAGCUUUUAAGAAGGUUAGAUUCAAUCAAAGAUCAUCUUCUUCGUGGUGGUGGUAAUAAUGUAGUUGAUAAACCUAAAGAACCAGAUCAUAAUCAGCCAUUCCUUAGACCAAUUCAUCUUCAUGGUCCUCCUAAUCAUAAUCCUGGUCCUUCUUAUUACCAUCCGUAUCCUGAGCCGAUUCCGUACCCUGGACCGGUUCAUGGAAUGUAUCCUCAAGCUUAUCAAGAUCCUUACGGGUUCCAAAUCCAUAGAAGACCACCUCCAGUUCCUAAUCCAAACUGGUAUCCUCCUGGUCAUUAUCCUAAUCAGAUGGCUCGUCAGUUUCCUGGUGGUCAAUAUGUUGAAAUUGGUCCGGAUAUAGUUGACCCACAUUCUUACUUUCCAGCUACUCCGGGUAGGUACGGUGACCUGCCUCCGUAUAGCCCGGUUUCGUCUCACCAUCGUGGCGAGAAACUCGCAUCACAGUACAGUGAUAUGCCUCCUUAUAGCCCUGUUUCUUCUCACCAUCGUGGCGAGAAACUCACAACACCUUAUAGUUCACGUGUUGAUAACAGUUCGAGUUUUCCUUCUUCGAUGGGAUCUCCAGGUCCUCGAGGUGGUUACGCAAGGUGGCCGAGUGAACAUGAUUCUGAAAUGGGUGGUGCUUUUGCUCGUGGGUAUGUUAAGAAAGCUGUAUCGGAUACUGAUGCUCGACGUUGUCAUCCUCUUGCUGGUGGUGCUCCUUUUAUAGCUUGUCAAAGUUGCUUUGAGCUGCUUUACUUGCCUAAGAAGAAGCUUUUGGCUCAGGAAAGGCAACAUAAGCUGCAGUGCGGUGCUUGUUCUGAAGUUAUUCGUUUCACAAUCGUCGAUAGGAAACUCGUUUUCUCUUCUGGUAACGAGGAAACAAAACUGGUCUCUCUAAAGGUUGAAGAUAGAAGCACAACAAACACAGUAGUGGUUGAGGAACUCUCUUCUGUUGAUUUCAACAACUCAGGUAGCGAUAUUCCGCCUAAGGAUGAAGAAGAACCAGUGCAGGAAUUUAGAAGUCAUCAGGAUACUAUGCAAAGCAUCCGGUCUGAAUCUCAAAACUCAGAUGAUGAAGAGAGAUCUAGCAUUUCUAGUGAACAACAACAAAAGGAGGUCAAAUCUGUUCGUCGGCGAGGUAAAGGAUCAAAAGCGCCUGAACCCGCUGCUCCUGAUAAUGCCAGUCUACUUGAACUUUUUGAGUAUUCUAAUGUAAACAGAGCUGCACUCGCUUACGGAAUGGCGCAGUUAGGUUAUGACAAGCCAGAUAAGCAAAAGUCUUUCAUGACACAGGACUCGCUGCAAACGGAAUCAGUAGCUACAGAAACAGAGGUUUCUUACAACGGAUAUUCUAACACCGAGAUCUCAGAAGAGUCGAGGUACUCAAACGGAAGAGAAGACGACAACAGACCAAGAGCCAGAAAGGGUAGUGAGUACGGUUCCACAGAGAUCACAACGAGGUCCUCUACUGAUCGAAAUGAAGAUCAGAUGAAGUCAUUAGAGGUUUGGGUUAACGGACAUCUUAUACCAGAAGAUCUGGUUAGUAGUGCUGAGAAAUUAGCUGGACCAAUCCAAGCCGGAAAGUAUUGGUAUGAUUACCGAGCUGGGUUCUGGGGCGUGAUGGGCAAACCGUGUCUCGGUAUAGUACCUCCAUUUAUUGAAGAGUUUAGCCAUCCAAUGCCGGAUAACUGUGCUGCGGGAAACACAGAAGUGUUUGUGAAUGGAAGAGAGCUUCACAAGAGAGAUUUCGAGUUACUUGUGGGCCGUGGUCUUCCCCGAGACAAGAACCGUUCUUACAUUGUUGAUAUAUCAGGAAGAAUCCUUGAUGGAGAUUCAGGGGAAGAACUUCAUAGCCUUGGCAAAUUAGCCCCAACGAUUGAGAAGGUGAAGCAUGGAUUUGGUAUGAGAGUUCCAAGAUCAUUAGCUUCAUGAAAGCUCCCACUAGUAACGAGUAAACUACAACACAACCAAAUAUGAUUCUGCCUCUUUUUUCAAUCUUCAUAUUAUUUAUUUGUUAAAUUUGUAAAGUGUGCUUUUUUUAUUCACGACAUCGGUUAGAUUUUGAUUUUUGGUAUUCUUUUUAAAAAUAUCUUUGGGGAAAUGUCUGUAUUUUUGUUUUGCUACCAGAACCGGUUAGGGGGUUAAGACUCUAUACAAACCGGGUUAUCUCGGUAUAACGUUUGUAAUAUUUCCAUUUUUUUUUCUGGUUCCAAGCAGACCUAACUGGUUUAUGAUUCUUGGUCCAGAUUACCAUAUCUUAAAGACUGGUUAGAUUAUAUUUUAUGGAAUGAUAAAAGUUUGAUUAUGAG